Mercurialis annua (annual mercury) is the source of this 1275-nucleotide messenger RNA. RefSeq lists its product as uncharacterized. The coding region runs from base 1 to 1275 and encodes 424 amino acids. The transcript is spliced from 3 exons. Lineage: Eukaryota; Viridiplantae; Streptophyta; Magnoliopsida; Malpighiales; Euphorbiaceae. The record is from RefSeq and is a predicted model, not a curated record.
AUGUCUUUUGAGACUUCUAAAGAAAGAAUGAAUCUAGCAAAGAUACCACAGGCUUACGUAAUUGGUGGUCUGAUGUAUGAGUUAGUGGGACUAAUACGGAAACGCACUAACCCUAAUCAGUCCAAAGUGGUUACAGAGGUUAUUCAAGAAAUUAAUGCUAAAGAGGUACAAAACGAGCUGUCUACAGAGGUUAACAAAGAUGAAGAACCCAUUGAAGUGGUGACUGAAUCUCAAAAGGAUAAUGAAGUUGAUUAUGGAGUUGCUUCUGGACAGGAUAACAAGAAGGGGGAAAAGAAAUGGGUAGAUCUGGUGAAAACCAAUUGGAUAAAUCCAGGAAGUCCUCUAAAAUACAUACCACCCGUGAUUACAAAUGGUAUUAGUAUUGCUAAGAUUGCAGAGGAGGAUAUCUUAGAAGAAGAAGAUAGAUGGAAAAAUGCCAUUUUAGGUUGUGUUUAUGGGUUAUCCCCAAAGUUCUACAAAUUGCAUAAUUUCAUUAAGAAUAGAUGGGGUAAAAUUGGGUUGAUUGAUUUUCUUCAAAUUACACCCAAUCUGUAUGCGUUCGUCUUUGAAUCCGAAGAGGGCAAGCUUCAAGCUAUGGCAGAUGGCCCAAUAACGUUUGAUAGACACCCAUUAAGUCUCCAGGAGUGCAAAAGGAAUAUGUCCUUUGAUCUAUCGGAAGUUGCAUAUGUUCCUGUUUGGGUAAAACUUCCCCUGCUCCCAUGGGAAUUUUGGAGUCCCAAUUCCUUAAGUUCUAUAGCUAGCACCUUAGGAAAACCGUUGUUUACUGAUAGGUGUACCAGGGAAAGAUCUAUACUAGCUUAUGCUAGAAUCCUGAUUGACAUGAGAUUGAAAGGUGUUUUUCCUGAUAUUGUUGUAAUUGACGACGCUGAUGGUAACCAACACACCCAAUUUGUGGAGUAUGAAUGGAAGCCAAUCCUAUGUGAAUCCUGCAACAAAUUAGGGCAUCGUAAUUGUGAGCAAAAACAAAUCUGGAUUGCAAAGACAUCUGAUAAUGAGGCAGUUCAGGUUAUGGAGGAAAAAGGGAAAGAUAGGGAUAAGCCAGACUCUUUACAGCUAUUCCAGACCCCUCCCAAUACUCAGGAGGAUGGAUUUCAACUUGUCACUAGCAAGAAACAAAAGAACAAACAAGUAAUAAGAAGAACUGAAGAUGUUAAAGCAGAUAACAAGAGUGGAGGUAAUUCUAAAGCUCAAACUACCAUUAUUGAUAAAAUUCUUACCAAGAGGCUCAUAAAGCCCUUGGACAGAGGAAGAUGA